GGGGCUGCUGGGGCCAUCUUGAGUUUCUCUCUUGGAUUGUUCUGCACGGUAGAAGAGGCCUUGAGCUUGGGCUAACUCUCUACACACAACAACAGCAACAAGAACAACAGGGGGCCACAUCAAGCGGUUGUGCCGUGGUUUGUCUUGAAGGAGACGGAGGAGGAAGGUGUUGGAAAGGUAUGACACUUUUGAAGAGUGAGCUAAGACCGGAGCAGGCAGACGCAGCAGCAAGACAACAGGAGUGCAAUUGAAUGAAUCCCGAUUCCUUAAUAAGCUGGUCAUUCUGCUCCUGCUUCUUCUGCUUCUCCCCCUCAGACCAAGUGCGAGAGCAUGAGCCAGAGCAGAGCAGCACGAGCAAGUAAGUGUUUCAUCGUGUCAGUGAGUGACUUAACGACGAGUGAAAGAGUGAUUGCGCGGGUGAGUGAGUGAGCGAACGCGACCGCCAUAUCAUGGUCUGGGGCAAACUCACUGUGUCUGGGGAGGAAGAUAGCCAAAAAGCGGGAACUCAGCACUCGAGCGACAAUAAGAGCAGCACAGAGCAGGCAGACAGCAGCGGAGUCCGGUCGUUUUUCUUCCUCGUUAUCCUGCUUCAAAUUGCUCCCCCGCCCCGACUCAACAUUCUCCUCCUCUUCCUGACUGGAAUUUUUUUCCCCCGAUUCGUCCAGUGGGCAGCAAUCCUAUCCAUUUUCACUUCCUCUCGGUGGUGGAUCAUCAGAGUGUGCCAAUUUUCCGUGGUGGGUGGGUGGCUGUUCCCUCUCUCGUCCUACUGUCUCGACGCUAGCUGCUGUAGUGGUAGCAAAGUGCUUAUGAGUUCCAUCAGCUACAUUGAGCAGAUUAUUCACCAAGGCCGCUAUGUGUGGGCCAGCAUACCAGCAACGUACGCGAAUCAGCGCGCGGGCACGGGCAGGGAGGAGUACAGGGACGAGGUGAAGAAGGUGGCAUUGGGGUUCGGCGACCUGGAGUCGGAAUUAUGGAGCGGCAUGCCGGACGAGAUUCUGGAGAAGAUUUUCGCCCGGCUCCCCCUCAAGAAGGUCAUGCAGGUGUGCCUGCUCUCGCACAGCUGGGCGCACAAGGUCUCGUCGCUCUCGUUCCAGGCCGAGGUGUGCCGCUACUCGGCCAAUUGGCGAUCACUCUGCCCUCUGCACUACAGCGACAGCUCGCUCAAGCUGCGCGGCUUCGAUCGCAGCGCGAUGGAGUGGCAAGACGCGCUCUCGCUCUCCUACCUCCCGGACCACGUGCGCAAGGAUUGCGUCCUCAAGUUCCGCCCCAUCGCCCACAAUGACACCCGACGAUCCUUUCAGAGCGUUGCCGGCUCGCUUCUGUGCUUUCUCCAGGUCGAUGCCGACGCCUCCAACAACCUCGUCAUCCACAUGACCAAUCCCAUGAAUCGGAGCCUCAAGAAGCUGCCUCCGGUGGUCAAGGUGCGCCCGUCUCAGCUGUACAGCGUCAAGGUGGUCCCCGUGGGCUUCUAUGGCUACCGCGUCAUCGUGCUCGAAUUGGACACAAUGCAUCCGGAGCGCGUGAGCUCCGACUCGGACCGCUACCCAAUCCGGGUGUUCGUCUACGAUUCGUGGCUGGAGUCGUGGACGCCCAAGCGGGCCUUCUCCUCGCUGCCCACCAAAUGGUGCUGCAGAAGUAUCGAGUACUUCCAGGGAAGCAUCUACAUGCUGUACCAGGACUGCCAGCAGAGCCACGGCGAGCUGAGCAGGGCCGAGAGGGUGUCGGACAAUGUGCUGAAAUUGGGCGUGUACGACGUGGAGAGCGAGAAAUGGAGGCAGGUCUCUCUCCCUGUUAGAUACCCUUAUUCUUUCUCCAAUAGUAGCUUGUGCGUCUGCGGAUCGAGUCUGCUGAUGGUUGCCAUCGAGGAGUUUUUCCUCCCAGUUAUAGAGUACGACGGCAACAGGGUGAGCAUGGGCUCCAUUCGCAAGAAUUCCAUCCGCAUCUCGAAGCUGGAUUUGGACACGCAGCAGUUCAAAGAGAUUUGCCGAGGCCCGUCCGAGGACAUAGAAAAAGAGUAUCUCUCAGGGAAGUUUUACCAUGAUGAGGAGAGCAUUUUUUUCUCCGCAUUGGGGAACACCACCGUCGUCGCAUACAAUGUAUGCCGUCAGGUUUGGCUCACCCAGCCCAUUCUGGGUGACGAAAGAAGCAAAUACAACACGUACUACGGAUUUCUGCAGCACGCUUACCAGCCUGGCCUGAACCCAUUUGUCAUCGCCUGAUGGUGAUUUUGAGCUCUUUUGACACGAAGCAACGCACCGGAGGAGAAUCCUCAGAUUUGUACGAGUAUCUACGCCCCAUCAUCGCCCUAGUUUGAUACAGAGCUAGCUGGGUAAGUGACAUCAAUGAAGCACGACGCCUGAAGCUUUUUGAUUGCUUCUCUGACGUUAUGGGUUUACGCCACACCACUCAUUAACGUGGUAGCAGAUUAUGACGCCGAAGAAUAGAAUUUGGGAUCACAGGGCUAGACCCUUCCAAUUUGUCGCAAAUAAUAGGGUAGCUGGCCUGGCCUGGAGAAACGCAUGCCUUCUGGUACAUUAUUUUCAUCCAUUUUUUUCCACAUGGACAGAAACCUGGGUUGCUGGAGUUGUAUCCUCAUCUUUCUCACGAUAUUUUCCUCAUUUUCGACGAACCCCUAGUAGUCAACACACCACCAUUGCGGAGGUCAGAUGAGCAGAGCUAUAUGUUUCACAUUUCUCAAGGAGAGUGCUCGCUGACCUCGAGGGCCACCAAGGCCGGAUCAUCUAGCGUGACUAAUGUUCAUUACCAUCCCUCUGUGCAGAGUAGAUCCGCAAUGGUGUCGAGAAGAUCUUACAUUGUUUAUUCCGUAGUCUAGGUCUAGGUCUGGGUCGCGAGGGUUCACAGAACUCAGCAGGGAUUUUGUUGGAGCUGUCCGACUUUUUGAUGGAAGUAGUGUUGCAGUGGCCAAUUUUUGUGUGUAGAAGAGGAGACGAAAUUCAUGAUGGUAUCUGUUAUAUACCUGGCCAGUACCCUGCAAUCGGCAUGAAGAGACGUGAAGUAUAGUGAUGUGCAAAUUGGCAUUUUCGCUAAGUAGACGUCCUUUAUCAACCACAUAUGCCAUUUCUACUCUGGAUGGAGAUUCUCGCUUGUAGCAUCCAACUGAGGGCUUCUGAUGAGGUCUCAUCGAGAUGUUCGACGUUUGGUUGAAGUUUUGUCUCACGGGAGAGAGAGAGGAGAGCUUAGAUUAGCAGUCAAAUCGCUCUCCGUUCAAAUCUUGAAGGUACAGGAGGUCUGGGAUUGGGAGGAAUGAAUCACAUUCUUCAUUCGAAAUCAUUUUGUUCUUCUGAUGAGCGGCAGCCUGUACUUGACUUUAGUUUUCAGAUCCCUGGUGGAUACGAGUGCUGUAGGCCCUCAGUGGGAGUGGCGUCUCAGCACUCAACACUUGGGCAGACUUGUCGAUCUCUAGUAGACGUGGAUCAUUGCAAUUGUUGAUUAAGGGCGUGAGUGAGAGCUUGUGGAGAUUGUGGUUCCUGAAUAUCAAAUGACAUCAAAGAAAGAAAAAGAAUUCCCUUUUUGUGGAAG
Marchantia polymorpha subsp. ruderalis is the source of this 3540-nucleotide messenger RNA. The record is from the annotation of a GenBank genome assembly. NCBI's taxonomy places the organism in Eukaryota, Viridiplantae, Streptophyta, Marchantiopsida, Marchantiales, Marchantiaceae.